AUCUUGAAGAAAAUGGGAAAUACAUCACGCUGGCUAGAUGUAGAAGUGGGGGCGGACGACACGAACCUCAAUACUUUACCCUCAAAUGUAGUGACGGUGGACCUCCAGAACGACAAUGAAUUCAAACUACUCAUCGGCGAUCUGGGGCGAGGGGAUGAACCAAGCAAACUCAAAGUGUACAAAGGAGCCAUUCAAACAGCUGACAUGGUUCUCCCAGACGUCCCCCUAGGCGUGGUUGGCUUCUACUCGAGUGACACGGUUCCUCCGUCAUUCCCCAACAUAGCAGUCGGCUUCAGCUCCUGUGUGUACAUCUAUCGGAACAUGAAGCUGUUUUAUAAGUACUACCUGCCUACGCUGGAGCUUAACACUGUUGAAAUGGACAUUUGGAAACAGUUAAUAGACACGAAAAAUCAUGAACUGAAAAUAAUCUCAAGCCUGACCGACAAUCUCAAGUCUAUGCCAUAUCAGUACUUGAGUUCACAGUCGCAGAGGUUCUUGUCACUGAACCCUGAACAACAGUUGGAAUAUCUUCAACAGUCCCCAAAACCACUGGUGCACAAGCUGGCGGAGGUGACGUGCCUGGCCACCCUGCGGAUGAACUCGGUGGAGAGGUUCGCAGUGAGCUGCCUCAUCGUCGGCACUGAGGAUGGGGAUGUCAUCGUACUUGACCCUCAGACUUUCACUCAGCUGCAUCAGGCUAAACUCGAGAACAAUAAGGUACCAUUUCAAAUGGUGACGACAGGAUUGUACCAGGUCGACUACCGCAUAGUGGUCGCUACCAGGGAGAAAUCGGUAUGCCUGCUGAAGAGAGAAUGGAAAGAAGGCCGCAUACUGUUCAAUACUGACGAACACAUCAUUGCCAUUGAGGUGAUGACUGCAGAUAACAGUGUCAUGGUGAUUUGCACCGAUAACACCAUGACUUGUUACAGUCGGAAGGGCAAGAAGCAGUGGCAAAUCCAACUGGAGCACCGUCCAGUGUCGAUGACGUCACUGGGCGUGAUGCACCUGGGCGCGGUGCUGACGGGCGUGGCGCUGGCGUCGGGGCACCUGCAGCUGUACCACGGCAAGGCGAGGCAGGACACCGUGUUCAUUAGAGAUGUGGCAUCGGUGGUAAAGUUCGGACAGUUGGGGCAGGAGGAGCAUGUCCUCAUGAUCGUCACUGCCAGCGGGAACCUAAUGCUGAAAAUCCUGAAGCGCACGGCCGACUUCAACUCGCCGGCGGCGGGGGCGGAGGCGGCGCGCGGGGCGGGGCGGCCCUGGCUCAUCCCCAACAAGAGCAAGCUGUUCCUCGAGCAGGCCAAGAGGGAGCGGGAUAGUGCUAUACAGAUGCAUGAGAAGUUCCAAGGCGAGCUGGCGCGGCUGCGGCUAACGGCAGCGAAGGCUCUACUGGACGCCUACUCCAAAUCUGACAACAACAUCGGAAAGGGAGCCUUGGAGCCAAUAAGAUUGUCUGCUGAGGUGGAAGGCCUAGGCCCUGUGUUCCGAGUGACGCUAACGGUACAGAACACGGCCGCGGACCGCGCCGUGGUGGGGCUCGCCAUACUGUUCCACGUACACAACGCCGCGUAUAAAGUACACAACCCUUAUAUUAAGAUUCCUCUCCUAUCUCCGAGCAGCUCCCUACAUUUCCCGACGAAGGUUGAAGAGAUAUUUGAAGGAGAUUUUCACCCGGACGUGCUAUUCCGAUCCGUGAGCGGGCAGGGCGGCGCGCGCUCGCUAGUCAAGAUCCUGCUGCUCAAAGACGGCCGCAGCAGCCCGGCGCUGGCGGCCACGCUGCAGAUGCCGCCCACAGACCCGCUCAUGCUGCCGCAGCCCAUCACCGACGACACACACAACUUCGCAUAGAGGGCGUCUGUAGAACAAUGUGUAGCGUCAGCAACGCCGCCGACGACACACACAACUUCGCAAAGAGAGCCUAUAAAUGUGUACCGUCAGAAAAUUACCUAUACUGUGUACAGGGGAGACGACACACACAACUUCGCAUAGAGAACGCCUGUAGAACAAUUUGUACCGUCAACAAAAUUUUGUGUUAACAGGGUGGAAAAAUUAAUGGGCUCUGCAUUCGGAUUGCGAGAUGUAGGUACGUACACCAUUAGAGACAUUACAUCAUUAGGCGAGUGAAAACGACAAACGAAAAACGCGCAUACUUUGCGUAGAUUUUCACGGUUGGCUUAUUAGCUAAUUGAUUUAUUUUUAAAGUAACAAAACUUAAUCGUGAUCAAUGUUGUAAUAUAAUUAAGUUAAUGCUGAAUAAACUCUGAGGAUAUUGACAGAAAUAU
This is a messenger RNA of Plutella xylostella (diamondback moth), 2279 nucleotides long. RefSeq names its product Bardet-Biedl syndrome 1 (gene BBS1). Gene Ontology annotation, biological process: protein localization to cilium; non-motile cilium assembly. The record is from RefSeq and is a predicted model, not a curated record. NCBI's taxonomy places the organism in Eukaryota, Metazoa, Arthropoda, Insecta, Lepidoptera, Plutellidae. Gene Ontology annotation, molecular function: patched binding; smoothened binding. Gene Ontology annotation, cellular component: BBSome; centrosome; axoneme.